This is a messenger RNA of Plasmodium yoelii, 234 nucleotides long. RefSeq names its product conserved Plasmodium protein, unknown function. Lineage: Eukaryota; Apicomplexa; Aconoidasida; Haemosporida; Plasmodiidae. The record is from RefSeq and is a predicted model, not a curated record. The transcript has 2 exons. Bases 1 to 234 code for a protein of 77 amino acids.
AUGGGAAAUAAAAAUUGUGAAGAAACAAAUAUUACCAGGGAUCAUAUAGAUAAUCUUUUAAACUCUCCGAAUAUAAUAUAUAAAUCCUCAAGCUCUUUUGACGAAUCGAUUAUGAACACAAAACCGUCGAAAAGGGAUAGAAUAAUGUAUCGAAUCGAAUACUUGCCGGAUGGAACAGCAAUAUAUUACAAAAGAAGAAUAAGCGACAUUAAGAAGAUGUUUUGUUGUUAUUAA